Galleria mellonella (greater wax moth) is the source of this 490-nucleotide messenger RNA. RefSeq lists its product as uncharacterized. Bases 44 to 445 code for a protein of 133 amino acids. The transcript has a single exon. The record is from RefSeq and is a predicted model, not a curated record. NCBI's taxonomy places the organism in Eukaryota, Metazoa, Arthropoda, Insecta, Lepidoptera, Pyralidae.
GCAUCGAAAGCAUCAGUAUUUUCUAAAUAAUACAGACUACAAAAUGUUCAAGUUAGUUAUUUUAACCUGCGCUGUUGCUGCCGCUUCAGGUGGAUUAUUAGCUCCACUAGCCUACAGUGUACCUAUCCUGCCGUCUAACUACCGAGGGCCGUUAUCCCUCGCACCUGGUCAGCCAGCUAAUAUUCUGGCCGCUGAUGGCAGGCCUUUGGACACUUUGGACGUUAACCUGGAUCGCUCCGCUCACUUCACUGCUAAAGCGUUCAAUGGACUGCACCUCCUGAAGAAGCGAUCCGCACCUCUCCUCAGCGCUCCAGUUAUUAGCCCUGUUGCGUUCUCCCAAGGACCAGUGCUCGCUCCUGCUGCUUCAGUUUACUCUGCGGGCAUCGCUGCACCUUAUGUCUCUCCCAUUGCCAAACUUGGUGUGACUUCCUUCGUUAACUGGUAAACGAUCUACUUUGAAAUGUAUUCAAUUAAAUGGCUAGAAAUGUGA